This is a messenger RNA of Papilio xuthus (Asian swallowtail), 1659 nucleotides long. Lineage: Eukaryota; Metazoa; Arthropoda; Insecta; Lepidoptera; Papilionidae. The record is from RefSeq and is a predicted model, not a curated record.
GCUAAUACCAGUUUUUUUAUAACUUUGAGACAAAAGACAAAUAUUAGGCCCAUUCUAAUAUAAUGUUUAAGGAGUUAUUAAAAAAGGUGAAAUUGAUGUCAAUACGGUAAAAAUGCUACCCAAAUACACUAUUCCACGCGCACGAAGUCGCGGGCAAAGAUAGUAGAAAUAUAAAAUAUAUUGUAAUUAGGUUAUGCAAAGAGUUCUUAUCGUUAUUACCUUCCACUACCUUUCCGUUUUGUUAUAAAUUAGUUUGAAAUAGUCUGCUUGCCUCUAAAUACUAAUUGUACCUAAUUAUUUUCAUAAAAUGUACUUUCUCUUGAUAUACGCUGCGUCAAUAGUGAUUUUGAGUGAAGCUUCAACCAUCGAGCAAUUGUCCAGAAUUCCAGAGGUGCGUCGGUUCCAGCAGUAUAUACAGAUAGAUACAGUCACUGGAAAAGAUCUUACCCCAGCUGUUAAUUUCUGGAGGAGGCACGCAUUAAUUGCCAGAGCGAAGUUUUCCACAUACGAGGCUAUAGAAGGCUAUCCCGUUGUUAUCCUGAAAUGGCCUGGCAAGAAUUCCUCGUUACCCAGUAUGGCACUCCUCACGCACAUGGAUGUUGUGCCAGCGGACAUGAGGGAAGGAUGGACAUACCCACCGUUUUCAGCGCACAUAGAUGACAACGGUGAUAUUUACGGGCGUGGUACACAAGAAAAGUCGGUUACUAUGCAACAGUACGAGGCUAUCAUGCGAAUGAGAAAACAAUCUGCUGCUCUUAGGGAUGUCUACAUGAUUCUUACGCCAGAUAAAGAAACAGGAUCUAGAAAUGGUAUUGCGUUGUAUUUAAAAAGCAAAUCAUUCAAAGAGUUGAAUGUUGGAUUUUUCCUGACUAUCGGAGUGCCUUCAAUGAGUGAAGACAUUGCUUUACUGUACCGAGGAAAGACACGAUGGUCAUUUGAAGUGAAAUGUACAGGACCCAGUGGAGACAGCACUUUGUUAAUCGACCCAGCUGUUUCAGCAGAUGGAAUGUGUGGCCGCUUUUACAUGGCUUAUACAAAAUACAGAAAUGGACAAUACGAAGCCGCUGAAGAAUCAGGCUUUUGCGACAUGGACAACAUUACUGUCAUUAAUUUUGUAGGACCAAAAGUUAAUACUGUAUUGGGCGUAAUACCUUCAACUAUUAAUUUAUACUACGACUCAUUUCUGGCGGUUAAUACGAGCUUCGCUCAGUUCAAAAAGAUCGUUUAUGAGUGGCUUGAAGAGGCGGGACCUAACACCAAGCUGAGAACAUUGUUGCGGCAGGAUGCCGGCCCCGAUUCUGUGGUGGAUGAGGACAAUUCGUACUACAGAGCAUUGGAAAAAGCUUCCAUAAGCUUGGACAUAGCAUUCUGCCCCCGCAGCGCCUCUCAACCUGAAGAAGCAUCGUACGUGGCGGCUGCGGGAUAUCCUGUUUUCGGUCUGUCUCCAAUAAUCAGCACCGAGAAUCUCGUCCACGCUGUCAACGAACGACUCAAUAUACAUACAUUCUUAAACGGAAUCACAAUCUACGAGGAGAUCUUCAAACAAUUAUUCAACUUAUCCCCAGACGAAGUAUCGAACAAUUCCAGUGAUUAUCUGAUGCCGAAUACACCUAAUUAAUAAUUUUGGUUUUAAUGAUAAACUCUCAAACAUAUAUAGAU